AUGUUCUAUUGUCCUUACUGUUGCACACCUCUCGGGGUUCCAGAAGGCGUAACGGUUCCUCGGGCAAGGCUACCCUUUGCCCAUUGUGACAUCAUCUUCGAUGAUGCGCCGAAGAAGGCUACCAGCAUUCACGCCAAAGUCCUGGCGCCAGAACAGGUUCGCCUCAUCGAUCUCUUCACAACAGAGGCCAACACCAACCGUACUUUGAGUCGACCUGCCGGGGGCACCGCCACGAAGGCGGAGUCCGAGGACAUACGAGGAGAAAUCAGCUCCGAUGCCAAUGCUGUCAUCCGUGAGAUCCCAGAGUACGAUCCACACAUCACGCUCGUGCUCUUCCCAGACGAUAGCAGCGCAACCUUCGAAGAGGUGGCCACCGAGUCGGAUGUCGGACCACUUGAUCAGCUCACGCUCGUUGUGAUCGACUCGCCGUGGAAGAGGGCACAGGUCUUGCGCAAGCACCCCCGACUGGCCAAGCUCCGAUCUAUUCGCCUGGGACAUCCUCCGCCUUCUCGAUUCUGGCGCUACCACUCGGAGGGCACAGGCUGCGUUUCCACCGUGGAGGCCCUGGCCGCUCUGGCCAAAGAAGUGCUCCCCCGAACUGGGGAAGCCGCAGAAGGCCCGGAGUCUCCCGGAUUUGAUUCCUUUAUGGAUGAUCCAUUCCUGUUCUUCUUCGUGCGGCAGUUUGCCUACAUCUCGGAGAACAAGCGCACAGCAGGAGCUGGUGAAUGGCCCAUGGACGCGGCAGCGAAGCAGCGCCGCAUGGAUCAGGUCCGCCAAAAAGAAGCGAAGCGGCUGAAGCUGCGCCCCUUCGGAUCGGGCACGGGCAGUUUCUGCUCUGUGGAGGCCCGGGGAGCUCUCUGUGAUGUGCAGGCAGCCUACAAGACGACCCCAGACACCCCACGGAACCUCUUUCCCGUCGCUCGUCCCCUGCUUGAUGCGGUGCGAGCUCUGGCUGUUUACCAGCUUCUUUUGUGUUCUGGCAAGGCAGCAGCUCCACUGGGCUUCGAGAAUGAGGACGUCAGUGACCUCAUCGGCAUUGGCGGCCAGGCAUCUCGAGCCUGCUACGGAGCCUGCUACGGUAUGCCUUGGUUUUGA
Messenger RNA from Symbiodinium natans, 1095 nucleotides. NCBI's taxonomy places the organism in Eukaryota, Dinophyceae, Suessiales, Symbiodiniaceae. The record is from the annotation of a GenBank genome assembly.